Corylus avellana is the source of this 763-nucleotide messenger RNA. Its product is annotated as histone H3.2. The record is from RefSeq and is a predicted model, not a curated record. Gene Ontology annotation, cellular component: nucleosome. Lineage: Eukaryota; Viridiplantae; Streptophyta; Magnoliopsida; Fagales; Betulaceae. Gene Ontology annotation, molecular function: structural constituent of chromatin; DNA binding; protein heterodimerization activity.
CCCUAGUCAUUUUCCAUCGCUCACAUAGAUCUGAUUUCUUUUCUUGAGAAACAAACACAUUUCAUAUUUUCAAGCAAGUUCUCAAAUGGCUCGUACCAAGCAGACCGCCCGGAAGUCGACGGGAGGGAAGGCGCCUCGGAAGCAGCUGGCGACUAAGGCAGCCAGGAAGUCGGCUCCUGCCACCGGAGGAGUGAAGAAGCCACACAGGUUCAGGCCGGGGACGGUUGCUCUGAGAGAGAUCAGGAAGUACCAAAAGAGCACGGAGCUGCUGAUCAGGAAGCUCCCGUUCCAAAGGCUGGUGAGAGAGAUCGCUCAGGACUUCAAGACCGACCUCCGCUUCCAGAGCAGUGCCGUCGCCGCUCUUCAGGAGGCUGCUGAGGCCUACCUCGUGGGGCUCUUUGAGGACACCAAUCUUUGCGCUAUUCACGCCAAGAGAGUUACCAUCAUGCCCAAGGAUAUCCAGCUUGCCCGUAGGAUUAGAGGCGAGAGGGCUUAAUUAGGGAACGAAAAUUGUGGAGCUAACGAUUAGAUCUAAGUGCUUUCUUUGUCUCUAGGUUUAUUUGUCAAGAUCUUUGUUAUUCUAGUUUCUAUGUGGCCUGAGAAUGUUUUGGAAAUCUAAUCGCUUAUUAGAUUUCUAAUGGUUUUCUUUAUUGUAUCUUAUCUGUUUGAUAAUUGGUGGUAGAGGUUGAAUUUUGUGAAAUUUGCAGCCAUCGUUGUUCUAAUUUUUUCUGCUAAAUUGUGAUUGAUGACCUAAUUUACCUUU